This is a messenger RNA of Loxodonta africana (African savanna elephant), 13930 nucleotides long. It is a transcript of the gene DMXL2, whose product is annotated as Dmx like 2. Gene Ontology annotation, cellular component: RAVE complex. Gene Ontology annotation, molecular function: protein binding. Lineage: Eukaryota; Metazoa; Chordata; Mammalia; Proboscidea; Elephantidae. The record is from RefSeq and is a predicted model, not a curated record. The transcript has 45 exons. Gene Ontology annotation, biological process: vacuolar acidification. Bases 3364 to 12693 code for a protein of 3109 amino acids.
UUUAUUGUGCUUUAAGUGAAAGUUUACAAAUCAAGCCAGUCUCUCAUACAAAAAUUUAUAUAUACCUUGCUAUAUACAUUUAAUGAGCACACUCCUCUCCACCGUCUAUUUUUGUGUCCAUUUGGCCAGUUUCUGAUCCCCUCUGCUCUCUCAUCUCCCCUCUAGACAGGAGCUACCCACAUAGUCUCAUGUGUGUACUUGAUCUAAGAAGCUCAGUCCUCACCAGUAUCAUUUUCUAUACUAUAGUCCAGUACAAUCCCUGUCUGAAGAGUUGGCUUUGGGAAUGGUUCCUGUCUUGGGCUAGCAGAAGGCCUGGGGACCAUGACCUCCGUCUAGUUAGUCUCAGUCAGACCAUUAAGUCUGGUCUUUUUACGAGAAUUUGAGGUCUGCAUCCCACUGCCCUCCUGCUCCCUAAGGGGUUCUCUGUUGUGUUCCCUUUCAGGGCAGUCAUCGGUUGUAGCCAGGCACCAUCUAGUUCUUCUCGUCUCAGGCUGAUGUAGUUUCUGGUUUAUGUGACCCUUUCUGUCUCCUGGGUUCAUGCAUACCUUGUGUCUUUGGUGUUCUUCAUUCUCCUUUGUUUCAGGUGUGUUGAGACCAAUUGAUGCAUCUUAGAUGGCUGCUUGCCAGCAUUUAAGAAGAGUGUCUUCCUCUUUUUCACUGACCCUUCCUCUUACCAAGCAUGAUGUCCUUCUCCAGGGACUGGUCCCUCCUGAUAAUAUAUUCAAAGUACUUGAGAUGAAGCCUUGUCAUCUUCACUUCCAAGGAGCACUCAGGCUGUACUUCUUCUAAGACAGAUUGGUUCAUUCUUCUGACAGUCCAUGGUAUAUUCAGCACUGUAAUUCAAAGGCAUCAGUUCUUCUUUGGUCUUCCUUAUUCACUGCCCAGCCUUCGCAUGCAUAUGAGGUGACUGAAAAUACCAUGGCUUGGGUCAGGCACACCUUAGUUCUCAAAGUGACAUAUUUGCUUUUUAACACUUUAAAGAGGCCUUUUGCAGCAGAUUUGCAUGAAGCAAUAUGUCAUUUGAUGUUUUGACUGCUGCUUCCAUGGGCAUUGAUUGUGGAUCCAAGUAAAAAGAAAUCCUUGACAACUUCAGUCUUUUCUCCAGUUAGUAUGAUGUUGUUUAUUGGUCCAGUUGUAAGGAUUUUUGUUUUCUUUACGUUGAGGUGUAAUCCAUACUGAAGGCCAUAGUGUUUGAUUCAUCAGCAAGUGCUUCAAGUCUUCUUCGCUUUCAGCAAGCAAGAUGGCUUUAUAAAAGGGGAAAAUAUACACGGAGGCAGAGAGCAGAGGAAGGGAACCAUGUGAUCCUGAAGCUGCAAGUGAGGGCACUUCUGGAGGUACUGGAAGGUAGGUGAGAGGCAUAGAACAGUUUCCUCCCGAGUCCUCAGAAAGAAUCAACAUCUCUGAUACCCUGAUUUGGAUUUCAAGCCUCUAGAGCUGUGAGACAGUGAAUUUUUAUUCUUAUAAAUCACCCAACUUGUGGUAUUUUGUUUUGGCAGCCCUCAGAAAUUCAUGCAAUUGUCUACAGUGAACAGAGGGAAAGGACAUUUUCUUGGGAAAUUUCUGUUAAUCCUGUGCCAUGUCUGUGAUUUGUCUUCUUGGUUGUAAGAUUUUUAAUGGUCAACAUUAGCCUCUUAAGACUAUUUUCAGUAGAUAAACUUGAAACAACCAAGUAACCAUCAAAGCCCAGCUACCUCUUUAGCUUCUUGUUUGUUUAUAGAGCAAAGAUCACCACAAAAAUGAAUUUAAAUGGAUUUAUGUAAUUACCCAAUAAGGAGAAUAAAAACUUGAGCAGUAGAAACAAAAUGAUAGAAGAUGGUUAUUAGUGAAGAUGAAGAAACAGUGCAAAGAGGCAUGAAUUUGAAUCCAUGCCAUGUCUUUACCGUAUGACCUUAGGAAGUUGCUUAAAUCAUGUGAACUUCCAUUUCCUUAUCUAAAAGUAGGAUUAAUAACCAGCUUGAAAGAAAGCCUAGGCAUGUAGAAUGCAUAGUACAGUACCUGUCACUCACUAUAUCUCCAAUAAAUGGUACCCCUUAUAGUUAUUUUUAUGGUUGCAGCGGUACAUUGAUAGGGAACUGCUAGAAAUUCAAGCUGGAUUCAGAAGAGGACAUGGAACGAGGAAUAUCAUUGCUGAUGUCAGAUGGAUCUUGGAUGAAAGCAAAGAAUACCAGAAAGAUGUUUAUCUCUGUUUUUUGACUAUGCAAAGGCAUGCAACUAUGUGGAUCAUAACAAAUUAUGGAUAACAUUGUGAAGAAUGGGAAUUCCAGAACACUUAAUUGUGCUCAUAAGGAACCUGUACUUAGACCAAGAGGCAGUCAUUUGAACAGAACAAGAGGAUACUGUAUGGUUUAAAAUCAGGAAAAAGUGUGCAUCAGGAUUAUAUCCUUUCACCAUACUUAUUCAAUCUCUAUGCUGAGCAGAUAAGCUGGACUCUAUGAAGAAGAAUGCAGCAUCAGGAUUGAAGGAAGACUCAUUAACAACCUGCGAUGUGCAGAUGACACAGCCUUGCUUGCUGAAAGUAAAGAGAACUUGAAGCAGAUCAAAGACUGCAGCCUUCAGUAUGGAUUAUACCUUAACAUAAAAAAAAAAAAAGCAACUGGACCAAUAAGCCACAUCAUGAUAAAAGGAGAAAAGAUUGAAGUUGUCAAGGAUUUCUUUUUACUUGGAUCCACAAUCAAUGCCCAUGGAAGCAGCAGUCAAAACAUCAAAUGACAUAUUGCAUUGAGCAAAUCUGCUGCAAAAGAUCUCUUUAAAAUGUUAAAAAGGAGAUAUGUCAUUUUGAGAACUAAGGUGCGCCUGACCCGAGCGAUGGUAUUUUCAUUCGCCUCAUAUGCACGCAAAAGCUGGACAAUGAAUAAGGAAGACCAAAGAAGAAUUGAUGCCUUUGAAUUAUGGUUGAAUAUACCAUGGACUGCCAGAAGAACAAAGAAAUCUGUCUUGGAAGUAUAGCCAGAAUGCUCCUUAGAAACGAGGAUGGCUAGACUUCAUCUCACAUACUUCAGACAUGUUAUAUCAGGAGUCACCGGUCCCUGGAGAAGGAUGUCAUGCUUGGUAAAGUAGAGGGUCAGUGAAAAAGAGGAAGAUCCUCAAUGAGAUGGAUUGACACAGUGGCUGCAAGGAUGGGCUCAAGCACAGCAAUGACUGUGAGGAUGGCACAGGACUGGGCAGUGUUUUGUUCUAUUGUACAUAGGGUUGUUAUGAGUCAGAACCAACCUGAUGGCACUUAACUACAACAGCAACAUCAACUUAUAAUUAUUUUUUUAACUCUUAAUAGCAGCUGCCUUCAGUUGUGAAAGAGUGAAGCCUAUAUUUACAUCAGUCAAAACACCGUUUCAGAGAAGUGGGAGUUUAACAAUAAAAUUCUUUAUGUUCUUGGCAUAUGGAUCCGGCUGUGAUAUUGUUAUUUUGGCAGAUGAUUUUGAAUGUGUGCAGAUCAUUCCUGGUGCUAAGCAUGGAAAUAUCCAAAUCAGCUGUGUGGAGUGUUCUAACCAACAUGGAAGAAUUGCAGCUUCAUAUGGUAAUGCUGUUUGUAUUUUUGAGCCCUUGGGCAUAAAUUCUCAUAAGAGAAAUUGUCAACUCAAGUGUCAGUGGCUUAAAACUGGGCAGUUUUUUUUGAGUACUGUGACGUACAACUUGGCAUGGGAUCCUCAAGAUAACAGAUUGUUGACAGCAACUGAGUCUGUUCAGUUGUGGGCUCCUCCAGGAGGUGAUGUUCUAGAAGAGGAGGAAGAAACUGGUAACAGCAUUCCUCCUCUCUUAAAUGACUGGAGAUGCAUCUGGCAGUGCAAAACCUCAGUAUCUGUACAUUUGAUGGAAUGGUCUCCUGAUGGUGAAUAUUUUGCUACCGCUGGAAAGGAUGAUUGUCUUUUGAAAGUAUGGUAUUCUAUGACUGGUUGGAAGUCUUCAAUUAUACCUCAGGAUCAUCAUGAAGUAAAAAGGAGGCAGGCGUGUACUCAAUUUUCCUUUGUUUAUUUGGCACAUCCCCGAGCUGUAACAGGUUUUUCAUGGCGUAAAACUAGCAAGUAUAUGCCCAGGGGCUCUGUCUGUAACGUGCUGUUAACUUCAUGCCAUGAUGGUGUCUGCCGACUCUGGGCAGAAACCUUAUUACCAGAAGACUGUCUUUUGGGUGAGCAGAUUUGUGAGACGACCACUUCCAGCAUUGCCAGCAAUCUUUCUCAUGCUGGGAUACACAAAGACAGAAUACAACAUGCUCUCGAGACAAUACAUCAUUUGAAAAAUUUAAGAAAAGGACAAAGAAGAUCUUCUGUUCUUGUAACUCACACUGAACUAAUGCCUGACCAGACGGGAACACAUGAAGUUCAAAGACACAUUUCCCACCAUGCGAACGUGCUGUGCCAUUUUCACAUUGCUGCAAGCAUCAACCCUGCCACAGAUAUUCCAAAUAUCUUGGCUGGCACUACAUUUGAUGUUGAUGAUGGAAACGGGGGCUUUGUAGUUCAUUGGCUAAACAACAAAGAAUUUCAUUUUACAUCAUCUACUGAAAUAUUUAUGCAGCAAUUACGAAAACUCUCUGAAAAGCAGGCAGAUCAUGAAAGUGAUGAUGUCAACCGAGAGGAUGAGGAACAUUUACUGGAAGAAAAAGAGAGGGGUUUACAUAUGAAACUAGACCAUGAAUUAUCCCUGGAUAGAGAAUCUGAGGGAGGUACAGGAUCAUCAGACCAUGAAGAUGGAGAAAGAGAGGGGAGUCCUAGAACCUACUCACGACCUAGUAUACCAGUGCCACUGCCUACGAUCCUGCUUGAUCGGAAGAUUGAAAUGCUGCUAGCUGAAUGGAAUAAGAAUCCUGACAUGCUCUUUACAAUACACCCUGUAGAUGGUACCUUUCUAGUGUGGCAUGUAAAGUAUUUGGAUGAAUACAAUCCCGGAAUAUUUAGACAAGUUCAGGUUUCCUUUUCUUCUCGGAUUCCUGUUGCAUUUCCCUCUGGUGAUGCAAGCUCUCUUAGUAAAAAUAUUAUGAUGUAUGCCUGCAUAAAUGCUACGAAGGAUUCUCACCACACUCUGCUAUACCAAGAGAUGAUGGCUGUAGGCAGCCCUCACAUGUCACAGCCACACUCUAGAGCACACAGUCCAAAUAUGAACAUUUUAGCUCCGACAGUAAUGAUGAUCUCUAAACACAUAGAUGGUUCUUUAAAUCAGUGGGCAGUCACUUUUGCUGAUAAGUCUGCCUUCACCACUGUUCUAACUGUAUCUCACAAAUUCAGAUACUGUGGUCAUCGAUUUCAUCUCAAUGAUUUGGCAUGCCACUCAGUUUUACCCCUGUUAUUGACGUCAUCUCAUCAUAAUGCUCUGUUGACUCCUGAAUCAGAUUCAGAGAAUAAAUUAAGUAGAUUAAUGGAUCCUAUAAAACAUGUAAAAGGUUCAUUGAAGCAACCUCUCAGAAAUGCAGCAACGCGUACAUUUCAUGACCCAAAUGCAAUCUACAGUGAACUUAUCCUGUGGCGUGUAGACCCAAUAGGACCUUUGUCAUACACUGGAGGAGUUUCAGAAUUGGCUCGAAUUAACUCUUUGCAUACCUCAGCUUUCUCUAAUGUGGCUUGGCUUCCGACUCUUAUUCCUAGCUACUGUCUUGGUACAUAUUGCAAUUCUGCAAGUGCUUGCUUUGUUGCUUCUGAUGGCAAAAAUCUGAGACUCUAUCAGGCUGUGGUAGAUGCAAGGAAAUUAUUAGAUGAGCUGUCAGACCCAGAGUCUUCGAAACUUAUUGGAGAGGUGUUUAACAUUGUGAGCCAGCAGUCUACUGCUCGACCUGGCUGCAUUAUUGAACUUGAUGCGAUAACCAACCAAGUAAAGCACGCUUGUGAAUUGGUGACAUUAUGUGGCUCAAAUACACAGUUGCUUCAUGUGUUUCAAGAAGACUUCAUUAUAGGAUAUAAACCACAUGAGGAAGAUUUGGAGAAAAAGGAAACAGAAAUAUUUUUUCAGCCAUCACAAGGAUAUCGCCCACCACCAUUUUCAGAAAAGUUCUUUCUAGUAGUAAUUGAAAAGGACAGCAAUAAUUACUCUACUCUCCAUAUGUGGCACCUUCAUCUUAAAUCUGUGCGGGCAUGUUUAGCCAAAACUGCAGAAGGUGUUUCGUCAGACAGUCUGCUUUCAGUCCCUGGACAGCAGGAUGUAGACUUCUCUCCAGAAACCUCUCCUAGUGUGAGCCACAUGCCACAUUCCUCAUCAAUUGCCAAUCUUCAAACUGCUAGUAAACUUAUUCUGAACUCUAGAGUGGUAUAUAGCCAGCCCCUUGACCUCCCAGAAGGAGUUGAAGUAAUAAGAGCAACACCUUCAGCAGGCCAUCUGAGUUCUUCUUCAAUUUAUCCAGUGUGUCUUGCUCCUUAUCUGGUGGUUACAACUUGUUCUGACAAUAAAGUACGCUUCUGGAAAUGUUGCAUGGAAACCAACUCACAAUGUUUCAGUGAUGAGAAAGAAACCUAUCAUUGGAGGAGAUGGCCCUUGUUGAAUGAUGAAGAAGAAGAUAAUAGUAGUACAGUGAGCAUUGUGGGAAGACCAGUUGCUGUUAGCUGUUCAUACACAGGUCGCCUUGCUGUGGCUUACAAACAACCUAUCCACCACAAUGGUUUUGUUUCUAGAGAAUUUUCCAUGCAUGUUUGUAUAUUUGAAUGUGAAUCUACAGGAGGGUCAGAAUGGGUUUUAGAACAAACAAUUCAUCUUGAUGAUUUGGUUAAGGUUGGGAGUGUACUUGAUUCAAGGGUCAGUGUUGACAGCAACCUGUUUGUAUAUAGCAAAUCAGAUGCAUUUUUGAGCAAGGAUAGAUACCUUAUUCCAAAUAUAAAGCAUUUAGUACAUUUGGACUGGGUCUCAAAAGAAGAUGGUUCCCACAUUCUCACAGUGGGGGUUGGUGCUAAUAUAUUCAUGUAUGGGCGGCUUUCAGGAAUUGUGACUGAGCAAACCAACAAUAAGGAUGGAGUAGCUGUCAUUACUUUACCACUAGGUGGUAGUAUCAAGCAAGGAGUUAAGUCGAGAUGGGUUCUUCUUAGAUCUAUAGACUUGGUAUCUUCCGUUGAUGGUACACCUUCACUGCCUGUUUCUCUCUCUUGGGUAAGAGAUGGGAUAUUGGUAGUGGGAAUGGACUGUGAGAUGCAUGUCUAUGCACAGUGGAAGCAUGCUGUCAAAUUUGGAGACGUUGAAACUGAUAGUCCUGAUGCAGAAGAGACAGCAAUACGAGAUCAUUCUGCCUUUAAGUCUAAUAUGUUGGCAAGAAAAAGUAUUGUUGAAGGAACAGCUGUGGCUGAUGAUGUUUGUUUUUCACCAACUGUAGUUCAAGAUGGUGGCUUAUUUGAGGCUGCACAUGUACUUUCCCCCACUCUUCCACAGUAUCAUCCAACUCAACUGUUAGAAUUGAUGGAUUUAGGGAAAGUUCGAAGGGCUAAAGCCAUUCUCUCUCAUUUAGUAAAAUGUAUUGCAGGUGAAGUUGCAAUAGUUAGAGAUGCUGAUGCUGGAGAAGGAACUAAGCGACAUCUCUCUCGAACCAUCAGUGUGAGUGGCAGUACAGCAAAGGAUACAGUCACCAUAGGAAAAGAUGGUACUCGAGAUUAUACCGAGAUAGACUCUAUUCCUCCACUACCACUACAUGCACUGCUUGCUGCAGAUCAAGAUGCAACCUACAGAAUUUCAGAAGAAAGUACAAAAAUACCACAGAGCUACAAAGAUCAUACCAAAAGUCAACCAGAGGAUCAGUAUUCGGAGCUCUUCCAAAUCCAGGAUAUAACAACAGAUGAUAUUGAUUUAGAGCCAGAAAAGAGAGAAAACAAAUCAAAAGUAAUAAAUUUUUCCCAAUAUGGACCAGCUUACUUUGGCCAAGAGCAUGCUAGGGUACUUUCAAGUCACCUUAUGCACUCAAGUCUACCGGGCCUUACUCGUUUAGAACAGAUGUUCCUUGUAGCUUUGGCUGAUACGGUGGCAACCACCAGUACUGAGCUUGAUGAAAAUGGAGAUAAGAGUUACUCAGGCAGAGACACAUUGGACGAGUGCGGGUUGAGAUACUUGUUAGCUAUGCGCUUGCACACGUGCCUUUUAACUUCGCUCCCUCCUUUAUACCGAGUGCAGCUACUUCAUCAAGGUGUGUCUACAUGCCAUUUCGCCUGGGCUUUUCAUUCUGAGGCUGAGGAAGAACUGAUUAAUAUGAUUCCUGCAAUUCAGAGAGGGGACCCUCAGUGGCCUGAGUUAAGAGCUAUGGGAAUAGGUUGGUGGGUCAGGAAUAUUAACACUCUUCGAAGAUGCAUUGAAAAGGCAGGUGUGCCUGACCCAUGCAUGGUGUUUUCAGUUGCCUCAUAUGCGUGCAAAAGCUGGAUGAUAAAUAAGGAAGACAGAAGAAGAUUUGAUGCCUUUGAAUUGUGGUCUUGGUCAAAGAUAUUGAAUAUAUCGUGGACUGCCAAAAGAAUGAAUAAAUCUGUCUUGGAAGAAGUACAACUGGAAUGCUCCCUAGAAGCAAGGAUGGUUGCUAAAGCUUCUUUUCAAAGGAACAAUGAUGCCUUGGAUGCUGCAUUGUUCUAUCUUUCAAUGAAGAAGAAAGCAGUAGUAUGGGGUUUGUUUAGGUCACAGCAUGAUGAAAAAAUGACAACAUUUUUCAGCCACAACUUUAAUGAAGAUAGGUGGCGUAAAGCCGCUUUGAAAAAUGCUUUUUCUUUACUUGGAAAACAGCGCUUUGAACAAUCUGCUGCUUUUUUCUUGUUAGCUGGUUCAUUGAAAGAUGCCAUAGAGGUAUGUCUUGAAAAAAUGGAAGAUAUUCAGCUAGCCAUGGUUAUUGCACGUUUGUAUGAAUCUGAAUUUGAGACUUCAUCAACUUAUAUAGCCAUCUUAAAUCAGAAGAUUUUGGGUUGCCAGAAGGAUGGCUCAGGAUUCAAUUGCAAAAGAUUACAUCCUGAUCCUUUUCUGCGUAGUCUUGCCUAUUGGAUAAUGAAAGAUUACACCCGAGCUUUGGACACAUUACUAGAACAAACACCAAAGGAGGAGGAUGAACCUCAAGUUAUCAUCAAAUCUUGUAACCCAAUGGUGUUUAGUUUUUACAACUAUCUUCGAACUCAUCCUUUGCUUAUUCGAAGAAACCUUGCCUCCCCUGAAGGAACUUUGGCAACUUUAGGACUCAAAACUGAGAAAAACUUUGUUGAUAAAAUUAACCUCAUAGAAAGAAAAUUAUUCUUUACCACUGCAAAUGCUCAUUUUAAAGUUGGAUGCCCUGUUUUAGCCUUGGAAGUACUCUCCAAAAUUCCAAAAGUAACCAAAAUAUCUACCUUACCUGCAAAAAACGAUCAGCCUGACUUCGUUCCUAAGAAGAUGGGUGAUAUACCUUCAGAAUCACAAACUCUGAGAGAUGUCAAUGGAAGUUCUGGUACUGAUUGGUCAAAUACAGCUUCAUCACAGAUUGACUGGAGUCAGCCAAUAGUAAAAGCUGAUGAGGAACCUCUUAAUCUUGAUUGGGGGGAAGAGCAUGAUAAUGAUAGUGCCUUAGAAGUAGAGGAAGAAGAUGGCAUUGGUUUAGUAAUGAAAAGUACAGAUGACAGGGAAAAAGAUAGACAAGAAGAUCAGAAAGUCCCAGACCCUAGUAUGUUAUUGACUCCUCAGGAAGAGGAUUCUCUUAAAGGUGACACUGAAGUUGAUGUGAUUGCUGAACAACUAAAAUUCAGAGCCUGUUUAAAGAUUCUCAUGACUGAACUAAGAACAUUGGCUACAGGUUAUGAAGUAGAUGGAGGGAAACUCAGAUUUCAACUUUAUAACUGGCUUGAAAAGGAAAUUGCUGCCUUGCAUGAGAUAUGUAAUCAUGAAUCAGUUAUUAAAGAAUAUUCUGGUAAAACAUAUUCUAAAGAAGAAAGUGAUCUUCUGGAUCAGGGAGAAAUGGUGGACAAACCAGAUAUUGGUUCCUAUGAGCGCCACCAAAUAGAAAGACGACGAUUACAGGCUAAACGAGAGCAUGCAGAACGACGGAAGUUAUGGUUGCAGAAAAAUCAAGAUCUCCUAAGGGUGUUUCUUAGUUACUGUAGCCUUCAUGGGGCCCAAGGUGGGGGUCUGGCCUCAGUAAGGAUGGAACUCAAAUUUUUGCUACAAGAAUCCCAGCAGGAAACUACAGUAAAGCAGCUCCAGUCUCCACUACCAUUGCCUACUACCCUCCCUCUGCUUUCAGCAAGUAUUGCUUCAACAAAAACAGUCAUAGCUAAUCCUGUAUUGUACUUAAAUAAUCACAUCCAUGAUAUACUUUAUACCAUCGUUCAGAUGAAAACACCACCUCAUCCCAAUAUUGAAGAUGUGAAGGUGCACACACUUCAUUCACUAGCAGCAUCACUUUCUGCAUCGAUUUACCAAGCGCUAUGUGACAGUCACAGCUACAGCAGUCAAACUGAAGGAAAUCAGUUUACAGGAAUGGCUUACCAAGGACUUCUUUUAAGUGACCGUCGAAGAUUAAGAACAGAAAGCAUUGAAGAACAUGCAACACCGAAUUCAUCUCCUGCUCAAUGGCCUGGUGUGAGCUCACUUAUUAAUCUGUUGAGUUCAGUCCAAGAUGAAGAUCAGCCAAAAUUGAACAUUUUGUUAUGUGAAGCUGUUGUUGCUGUUUACUUAAGUUUAUUGAUACAUGCUCUUGCCACAAAUUCCUCCAAUGAAUUGUUUCGACUUGCAGCCCACCCACUAAAUAAUCGAAUGUGGGCUGCUGUUUUUGGAGGGGGUGCGAAACUUGUUGUGAAGCCUCAAAGACAAUCAGAAAAUAUUUCAGCACCACCUGUUCCUUCCGAAGACAUAGAUAAACAUCGUAGGCGAUUUAACAUGCGAAUGCUCGUCCCUGGAAGGCCUGUAAAGGAUGCUACCCCACCACCGGUGCCUGCAGAAAGACCAUCUUACAAAGAAAAAUUCAUUCCUCCAGAACUUAGUAUGUGGGAUUAUUUUGUUGCAAAGCCAUUUCUCCCUUUGUCUGAGAGUGGUGUUAUAUAUGAUUCAGAUGAAAGCAUUCAUAGUGAUGAAGAAGAAGAUGAUGCUUUUUUUUCAGAUACACAAAUCCAAGAGCACCAAGAUCCAAAUUCCUAUAGCUGGGCUCUUCUACAUUUGACACUGGUUAAGCUAGCACUUCACAAUCUCAAGAAUUUCUUUCCUAUUGCUGGAUUGGAAUUUUCUGAGCUGCCUGUAACGUCACCAUUAGGUAUUGCUGUGGUUAAAAACUUGGAGAACUGGGAACAGAUCCUACAAGAGAAAAUGGAUCAAUUUGAAGGUCCACCCCCUAACUACAUCAAUACAUAUCCCACUGACCUUUCAGUAGGAGCUGGACCAGCUAUUCUUCGAAAUAAAGCAAUGCUAGAACCUGAAAAUACUCCAUUUAAAUCCCGGGAUUCUUCUGCACUGCCGGUCAAACGACUAUGGCAUUUCCUUGUUAAACAAGAAGUCCUUCAAGAUACAUUUAUUAGAUACAUUUUCACUAAGAAAAGAAAGCAGAGUGAGUCUGUAGAAGAACAUGUGGAGCAGGUCAAACAAAUCUGCAUAGCUGAAGAUUCCCACAUCAAGGUUGAAGCUGACCUGGGCUAUCCAGGUGGAAAGGCAAAAAUCAUUCAUAAGGAAUCGGAUAUGAUCAUGGCAUUUUCAGUUAAUAAGGCAAACUCUAAUGAAGUUGUCUUGGCUUCAACACAUGAUAUUCAAGAACUUGACAUUACUUCUCUGUUGGCCUGUCAGUCAUAUAUAUGGAUUGGAGAAGAAUAUGACAGAGAAUCCAAAAGCUCAGAUGAUGUUGAUUACCGCGGUUCCACUACAACCCUUUACCAACCCAGUGCAACAUCCUAUUCAGCAACUCAGGUGCAUCCACCGUCAUCUCUGCCAUGGCUGGGCAGUGGGCAGACUAGCACUGGAGCUAGUGUGCUUAUGAAAAGGAAUCUACACAAUGUUAAGAGAAUGACUUCACACCCAGUCCAUCAAUACUAUCUUACAGGAGCUCAGGAUGGCAGUGUACGGAUGUUUGAAUGGACCCGGCCUCAGCAGCUUGUAUGCUUCCGCCAAGCAGGCAAUGCGAGAGUUACCAGAUUAUAUUUUAAUUCACAAGGCAACAAGUGUGGCGUUGCAGAUGGAGAGGGUUUUCUGAGUAUCUGGCAAGUAAACCAAACUGCAUCAAAUCCCAAACCUUACAUGAGUUGGCAAUGCCACAGUAAAGCUGCGAGUGACUUUGCAUUUAUUACCUCUUCAAGUAUAGUUGCCACAUCUGGACAGUCCAAUGACAAUAGGAAUGUAUGCCUCUGGGACACAUUGCUAUCACCUGGAAACAGCCUCAUACAUGGUUUCACAUGCCAUGAUCAUGGCGCCACGGUGCUUCAGUAUGCACCAAAGCAGCAACUCCUUGUCUCUGGAGGCAGAAAAGGCUAUGUCUGCAUUUUUGACAUCAGGCAGAGACAGCUAAUUCACACAUUCCAGGCACAUGACUCAGCUAUUAAGGCCCUCGCUCUGGAUCCCUGUGAAGAGUAUUUUACUACAGGUUCAGCAGAAGGUAACAUAAAGGUUUGGAGAUUGACAGGCCAUGGCCUGAUUCACUCAUUUAAAAAUGAACAUGCGAAACAGUCCAUAUUCAGAAACAUUGGGGCUGGAGUCAUGCAGAUUGAUAUCAUCCAGGGCAAUCGGAUCUUCUCCUGUGGUGCAGAUGGCACGCUCAAAACAAGGGUUUUACCAAAUGCUUUUAACAUCCCUAAUAGAAUUCUUGACAUUCUGUAGCCUUAAAGAUUGGGGCUUUAUUUUCGUACACAUUGCAAUUUAAAAACACUGCGGUAAUUACUAGGCAUUGAAGAAGAAAACCAGUUCUGCUUUCCAUGCGGUUAACACAUUGAAAACAAUACAAAUCUGUGUAGAUUUGAAUCUGAUCCAAGCAGUAGUGUUACGCUGAGCAUUGCUUAUACAGGUUGGUAGAAUGUGCAUGUACCUUGUUAUAAUGCUGACAUACUCUAAAGUCAAACCUAGGUAUUGUAUGGAGGUUAGCUAUUCUUUACAGCAUUUAGCAAACCCCAUUCAGAAAACAUUUGAGUUUAGCGGCUAGCAUUUUAGUAAGUUAUGGUAAUAAGAGGGAACUUUGUAUCAAAUUAAGGAAGAAAAUGUUGCUGAUUCAGGUUUUUCUUUCUGUUCGUACCACUGAUGGAAGCAUGCCUGCAGUUUCCUUCUUUGUUGAAUGAAGGAUAGUCAUAAGGUGUUACAAGGUCUAGACCACCAGAGAAACUUCUUAGUUAUGGAGCCCUGCACAGUGACCAACCUUCUGCUCUGAGAGGUCAUUUCCAUUCUUUCCUGCUGAAUAUUUUUCCUGUUAAUGUUUCUACUGAGCUAAUACUGUAGCUUGCAAAUGAAUGCAGAUUUAAAUGCAAUGUUUUCCUCACGAUUUGCACAUUCACAUUUUUUGGACUGCUAGUUUUUCUAUUUAGAUAUUUGCCUUCAUGUUAGGAAUGUAAUUCAUGAACAUGCAUAUUUGUAGGUAACAAAAACAUACCUUCUUAGUCCAGUUUAGUACUUUUUCUUUUCAUGUAUUCAAUUAAACACCCACGAUAUUUUAAGACUGUGUUGAAACUAUACCAAUAUGGCAUCUCAUAUCAUAACUAAAGCGAACACUAGGCUUUUUGUGGCCAGUUAAUAGACGAUGAGAUUGGCGCUAUUAUUUAUUACCACAGCCUAUUGUAUAAACUAUGCAGAGUUAAAUAUUAUUUGCUUGUAAAAUAUUAGCCAGUGUUGUCAUAUUUUGAUGUAUUUCUUGGUUUUGACCAAAAAUAUGUUCUUGAAAUACUGAAACCAAUGCCCAUGUGUUUAAAUGUUUACCAGCAAAUUGUCUCAUCAUGUUAAUGAGAAUGUUUAAUGCCUGUGUAGUAGUUAAGUAUGAUGGCAUAAAAAUACCUUUCUCUGAAGGGGCGUGAUGUUCGGGCUGUGAAAUACAUAUGUAAAAGAAAAAUAAAUGUUAUUUGUUAGAGUUUUA